AUGUUGUCCAAGUUGUCCAACACUGGGCUGCAAAUGAGCCAUAGGUCGAUCGUGACUUUGGCCAAUGUCGCAUCGGCUAGUGCAAGGUGCCCUACUCCACCCCCUGGAACGAGGCGAAUACUGAGGCCUUGGGUUUCCGGAACCCCGACGAGUGCCUUCAUGGCCGCAUUCAGCAGCGCUGCGGGCAACGAUCAAUCUGUUGCCACUCAUGAAUUCAAAACGGAGACGCGCAAGUUGUUGGACAUUGUUGCCAAGUCUUUAUACACUGAUAAGGAGGUCUUCAUCCGCGAGCUGGUCUCUAAUGCCUCCGAUGCAUGCGAGAAGUUGCGGUUCCUCGAGACCGCUGGUAAGGUGAAUUCUCUGGCGGAUCCUGACACUCCCAUAGAAAUCAGCAUCACCAUUGAUCCGAAGCAUAGGCUUUUCAUCAUACAGGAUUCUGGUAUCGGUAUGACCAAGAACGAGCUCAUUGAGAAUCUUGGCACGAUCGCCAGGUCUGGUUCCAAAGAAUUUAUAACGUCAGAUAAGUCAAUGCCUCGGUUUGGUGUUGGUUUCUACUCUAGUUUUGUGGUCGCUGAUAAGGUGGAGGUAUUCUCUCGGUCAGCCGAUGCUGCUGAGGACGGCGAAGGCCACGUAUGGGAGUCCGAUGGUCAGGGCAGUUUCACCAUUAAGCCGGUCAAAGGCCUACCGCGCGGUACUAAGAUUGUGCUUCACUUGAAAGAGGACGCUGCUGACUUUUGCAAGCCGGAGACUGUCAAGAAGGCUGCCUCCAAGUUUUCCAACUUCGUGGACUUUCCCAUCAGAAUGGCUGAGGGAGAGAAGGGCGAUAAGGUUAAGAUCAACAAGAAUGAUGCCCUCUGGAUGAGGACUAGCGCCAGUGAGGAGGAGCAUACCGAGUUCUAUCGCUUUCUCUCUGGAUCUUCGUACGGGGAGCCCAUGUACUCGCUGAUGUACCACACUGACGCGCCUCUCGCUAUCAAGUCGGUCUUCUACAUCCCGGAAGAUGCUCCCAACCGUUGGUUGCAACAGGAUGCUGAUGUGCAGGUGUCCCUGUAUUGCCGCCGAGUAUUGAUCAAGAAGCAUGCCAAUGAGAUCAUCCCUGCCUGGCUCCAUUGGGUUAGGGGAGUAGUCGACUGUGAGGACAUGCCCUUGAACAUCUCUAGAGAGAACAUGCAGGAUACAGCUUUGAUGAGGAAGCUCAGCACUGCUGUCGUGAGGAGGAUUUUGAGGUUCCUCGCUGACCAAGCGCGUCGUGAUGCCGAUAAGUACAAUGCUUUCUGGAGGAAGUAUGGCUUCUACUUCAAGGCGGGUCUCCUUGAGGACCAACAGAACAACAACGGCAACCAUAAGGACCUUAUCCUCAAGUUGCUGAGGUUCGAGUCGAGCAACGGCAGCCCGGGUGCGUUCAUGAGCCUCCAGGAAUAUGUCGAUUCUAUGACUGAUGAACAGAACAACAUCUACUACCUCCAGUCCAAGGAUAGGAAGACAGCUCUCGCAUCGCCUUACAUGGAGGCCUUCGAGAACAAGGGCGUCAACGUGCUGCUACUCACUGAGGAUAUUGAUGCCUUUGUCGUGAGUUACAUCGAGAAUUUCAAGGGCAAGCGUCUAGUAUCUGUGGACAGUGAGGAAGAGAUUGAAAAAGAUAUUUUCAAGAGCGAUGACGAUGAGGCUGAGAAGAAAGAGAUGCCUGAGGCUAGUCGCGAGGAGCUCGAGUCAUUCGUGAAGGAGGUCCUCGGUGAGCGUGUGAAUGGAGUGAAGUUCAGCGAUCGUCUAGUGAACUCACCUGCUGUGGUCACUUCUGCGAUUUCCCCACAAAUGAGGAGAAUGAUGAAGCAAAUGAUGGCCCAAUCCGGCCAGGGUGAUCAGAACGAUGCCCUACAGGCCAUCCCUAUGACCCUCGAGCUGAACCCAGACCAUCCCACCGUGCGCAAGUUGGGCGAUCUGGCUGCAUCAAAGGCAGCUCGGUCGGAGGACAUCGCCAAGGUUGCCGUCACUCAGCUUUUCGAUAACGCUUGUAUCGCUGCUGGUAUGGUUGAGGACCCUCGUACUAUCCUGGAUCGCCUCCAGAAGAUGCUGGACGUUUGUGUGGAGCAAGCUGUGUCUGCCGCGGAUCUCACCAGUGCUGGUGGUGACAAGGCAACUCCUGUUGCAGAGCCGGCGAAGGAAGAUGAGCCCAUUGAGCUGAAGAAGAUGGAGUGA
Messenger RNA from Perkinsus marinus ATCC 50983, 2196 nucleotides. Its product is annotated as heat-shock protein, putative. Gene Ontology annotation, molecular function: ATP-dependent protein folding chaperone; ATP binding; protein kinase binding. Gene Ontology annotation, cellular component: mitochondrial inner membrane. Bases 1 to 2196 code for a protein of 731 amino acids. Gene Ontology annotation, biological process: protein folding. Lineage: Eukaryota; Perkinsozoa; Perkinsida; Perkinsidae. The record is from RefSeq and is a predicted model, not a curated record. The transcript has 6 exons.